UCAUCACAGCGCACCGGAAGCGGCCCGAGGAUGAAGAGUGUGAUCUACCAUGCUUUUUCUCAGAAAGAGGCAGACGAGCUCGAUGUUCAGCAUUCGGGAGUCCAGCAGGCCGAGGCCUUCGUGCGGGCCUUCCUGAGGCGCAGUAUGCCCCACAUGAGCCGGCAAGCCCGGGAGGACCAGCUGCAGCGCAAAGCUGUCGUUCUGGAGUACUUUACUCGCCGGAAGCGCAAGGAGAAGAAAAGGAAAUCCAGAGGCCUCUCCGCCAGGCAGAGACGGGAGCUGCGGCUCUUUGACAUUAAACCAGAGCAGCAGAGAUACAGUCUUUUUCUUCCUCUACAUGAACUCUGGAAGCAGUACAUCAGGGACCUGUGCAAUGGUCUUAAGCCAGACACGCAGCCACAGAUGAUUCAAGCCAAGCUGUUGAAGGCAGAUCUUCACGGUGCUAUUAUUUCAGUCACGAAAUCCAAAUGCCCUUCUUAUGUGGGUGUUACAGGAAUCCUUCUACAGGAAACAAAGCAUGUGUUCAAAAUCGUCACCCAAGAGGACCGCCUGAAGGUUAUCCCCAAGCUAAACUGUGUAUUCACCGUGGAAAUUGAUGGCUUUGUUUCCUACAUUUAUGGAAGCAAAUUCCAGCUUCGGUCAAGUGAGAGGUCCGCAAAGAAAUUCAAAGCCAAGGGAACAAUUGACCUGUGAAUUCCUUGCUACCUAAGGCAAUUAGUUGUUUAUUACAACUGAAAAUUGGAAAAAAUGCCCCACUUUUCAGGGAAGAGAUGAUUCAGCCAGUUCCUGUCACAGGCCACCUUCAGCCAGUAAGUCAGAGUUAAGGACCUUGAACAGUAUGGGAAGAUGCAAGAACACUGCAUGAAGAAGUCAAGAACAGAGGAAUUCAUGUUUUUAGGUAAUCUUCAUUUUGUAUUUCUCCCAUGGAGGGAGACAACUGGCAGAAGACACGCCAGGAUCAGCACUGGUUGGCUUGAAGAGCAAGUUGACUCCGUUGUUUUCUGAAUGUUCUGUGAUGAAUCUGCUGUAUCUGUAAUGAUAAAAUAUGUAUGUAUGCACAAAGAGCCUCCGACCAAAGGCGCUGCUCAUGUGGUUCCGCCAGGGAAGGGCUACCCCAAAGCUGUACCCAAUGGCAGGUGUUUGUUGACGGAGGAAAAGUAAAGUCACAGUCCAGGCA
Messenger RNA from Carlito syrichta (Philippine tarsier), 1177 nucleotides. RefSeq names its product POP4 homolog, ribonuclease P/MRP subunit (gene POP4). The record is from RefSeq and is a predicted model, not a curated record. NCBI's taxonomy places the organism in Eukaryota, Metazoa, Chordata, Mammalia, Primates, Tarsiidae. Gene Ontology annotation, cellular component: ribonuclease MRP complex; ribonuclease P complex. Gene Ontology annotation, biological process: rRNA processing; tRNA 5'-leader removal. The coding region runs from base 31 to 693 and encodes 220 amino acids. The transcript is spliced from 7 exons. Gene Ontology annotation, molecular function: ribonuclease P RNA binding.